Molecule: messenger RNA, 2994 nt
Organism: Hydractinia symbiolongicarpus
Lineage: Eukaryota; Metazoa; Cnidaria; Hydrozoa; Anthoathecata; Hydractiniidae
Product: lactoperoxidase-like
Exons: 5
Coding region: 696-2462 (588 amino acids)
Biological process (GO): response to oxidative stress
Molecular function (GO): peroxidase activity; heme binding
Source: RefSeq, a predicted model, not a curated record
AUAUCAAUUUAAUUGGUCAAGUAGAAUUAGCACGGUCUGUGUCAAUGGUAUUAUUUUUUAUGUUUCUGUUAUCAAAAGAUAUUAUAGGGUACAAAUCCAUUUAAUUAAGAUAUUAAGAGUUGCGUAUUUAAAGGUUUGCUGCGGGACUAACUAGAAAACAACUUUUUCGAGAUCUUUUUUUUAAUUUUUUUUAAUUCCACAGAUAUGCAUUCACAGAUUUAUUUGUACAGUGUCUAAUACAAGAGGCUUGACGAAAGUGAAACAUAGUCAUGAAAAAGUCAUAGGGAGAAUUUCGCCGCUGACGAUUUAUCAAUUUUCCUCAUAGUCGCACUUUCUUUUGUGGCUUCCUCAAAUCUAGAAAUCAACAAUUUCUCUGUUGAGAGAGAGGCAAAUGACUGUACACAACUCUUUCAUAAAAUCAAUUAGAUAAGUAAGUCUGAUGUCAUCAUAUCAUUACACUAAAAAAUACCGCAAUCUGAGAUUAUAAUAAUGCGCGGCUAAUUACCGUCAAAACAACCUCUUCCGUCCCAACAUGUUGGAAAUGACCAAGCAAAAACAAAAGAUACUGGGUGAAGUUGAAAGAAAUAAAAACGUAUAAAUAAAGCUGGAUAUUUCAUUUUACUUCACACUACACUUCUCUUGCAUCUGAAGAGUUAGGAAAGACAUAUCUUGGGAUUACUGACAAUCAAUCGGCAAUGGAAGGAUUAGUAAAGACAUUGGAAGUGGUGCUAUUAAUACCAAUACUGCUAACAAGCUCAGCCCAAGGUCAAUCUUUUAAUCCUGGAAAUACGUUUGCCAACUGUGUGAAUCCGAUUCCUACUACUCUUUGCAAAUCCUCCCUGCCAUUUCGGUUUGUUGAUGGAAGAUGUAACAACCUUGCUCGGCCAACUCAGGGGGCAAAAGACACAGCAAUGGCUCGUCUUUUACCUGCUGAUUAUGUCGAUAAAAACAAUCUUGAUACACCUCGUGGUUUUCCUGGAACAUUUCCACGUGUUCCUACAGCUCAUGAAGUUUCACGUGCAGUAUUCAGAGUUCAGUUUAAGAACGAGCAAAGUUCAUCGUUAUCAACAAUGUUUAUGGCAUUUGGACAAUUUCUUGAUCAUGAUUUUGGAUACACAACUCAUCCAACAUGUGACGUGUCGGCAGGAUGCGGUUCUGUUACUGCCUUCACAUAUCCAUGUUUCCCACUGAUAAUCAGAUCAGGUGGAUCAAGCUGUACAUCGCUGGCAAGAUCAGUUCCGGUCUGUCAACCAAAAUUUUCACCACGAACCACAAGAGAACAGUUAAACAUAAUAUCUUCUUACAUUGAUCUUUCCCAAGUCUACAGCAACGAUAUAAUCGUACACAAGCAAUUGAGAAGACUAGAUGGUACUGGUUUAAUGAGAGUCACCUCGUCAAAUUUGCUACCAAUUAGGCUCUUACCAUCAGAUCCGGAAUGUGGAAAUCCAGGCGGAUGUUCAUUGGUUGGUGAUGAUAGAGGAGACGAAAAUUUUGUGUUAAACACGUUACAUACGAUAUUUGUGCGAUAUCACAACUACAUAGCAAAAAAACUAAAAGUUUUGACAAGAUCCUUCAAUGAAAAGUUUCUUUUUGAGACAGCGAGGAAGAUAAAUAUUGCUAUUUAUCAACGCAUUGUUUACAACGAGUUUCUCUCACCUCUUGUUGAUUUAGCUCCAUACAGAGGUUACGAUUCGUCAGUGGAUGCCACUAUAACUAAUGUCUUUUCAACAGCAGCCUUCAGAUUCGGCCACAGUUUAGUUCCAAAUGCAUGGGCGCAACUCAACAAAAACUUUGACCGGGCGUUCAACGAUAUCUCUCUUCAAGCUUCGUUUGAAAACACCCUUCCGAUUCGUCGUCGCGGUAUAGAGCCAACAGCAUUUGGUUUAUUGGCAAACCGAUCGCAACGAGUUGAUACAACUUUUGCGUUUGGAAUAGCCCGAAGGUUACUCGUUCCUGUAGGAGAGAGAAGACUUGAAGAUUUGACAGCUUUGAACAUUCAACGAGGACGAGAUCAUGGUUUGAAAACAUAUGGAGCUUGGAGACGAAGAUGUAGACUGCCAGCAAUCAGUACCUUCGCCGAUCUGUUUGGAAUUAUGCCUAAUGCAGCAGUUAAAAAUUUCCAAACAGUGUACAACAAUCCGAAUGACAUUGACAUAUUUGCAGCUGGUAUUGCAGAAUUUCCUAUCAACAGAAAAAUGCUUGGCCCAACUUUCCAAUGUAUCCAAAAAAUCCAAUUUGAGCGGUUUAGAGAUGGUGAUCGAUUUUGGUAUGAAAACCCUGGUGUCUUUACCCCAGAUCAGUUGAUUGAAAUUAAUAAAAUGACAUUGUCAAAGGUUUUGUGCAGCACGUUAAAUGGUAUUGUUUCUAUCCAAGGAAGGGCUUUAAGAGCUGUUUCUUCCAACACAGUACGAAGAGAGUGUGGAGGUAUUCCAGAUAUUGAUUUGAGGAAGUGGAUAAGUUAGCUAAUAAAUAUGUGAUGUAAUUUGCAACUUUUUUGAGUUUACGCACUUAUUUGAAAUUGAAUAUUUAAAAUCUGUCUGUUUGUCUCAUUUAUAAUCAUUUUUUAGACCCAGACUUUGCCCUUGUUUAAAACUCCAAAAAGAGUUUGUUUGAAGUAACUUUUUCACUUCUGCACUGUUGUGAACAAUCUUCUAUAUUUGGUUGCUGAAGUUUUCCUAAAUUACUCUUUUUUUUCCAUUUUUUUAGAUGUAGCUUUUUCUCAGUCCGCUUAUUUAUAUAAUUUAUUAGUCAAUGUAAUUGAAUUUAUUAGGUGUCGAUAAGAUUUUUGUUGGACGUAAAGUGUUUUUUUUCUAGACAAUAGAAAUGGCAAUUAAAUGCUCCGUUAAAACAACAAGAUUCACAAACUGCUAAGUAUGUCGUUAUUAAAAAUAUGUUUAACCACAAACCAUUGCCAAUGGUGGCAGACCCAAUUAUAUUGUUUACUUAAUAUUAAAACAAACAAAUAGUAAAAAUUAGUAUAUAAUACUUGGGAUG